Oppiella nova is the source of this 682-nucleotide messenger RNA. Lineage: Eukaryota; Metazoa; Arthropoda; Arachnida; Sarcoptiformes; Oppiidae. The record is from the annotation of a GenBank genome assembly.
GGGAUGCUGUGAUGAAAAUCAGUAAAGAUGAAGCUACUAAAAGUGAAUCACUUUUCGUGUAUUAAGAACACAUUGAUUGUAUUUCUCACAAUUAAAUCAGUGUUCAGUUUUCUACUAUUUAUCACUGGCUUCACAGUUAUGAGUAAUUCACGCAAAUUACCCCUUCAUAAGGGGAUAGUGUUUGCUUAUAACAGUAAAUAUACUGCCGAUGAAGAGAUUAAUCCAGAGGACACAAUUUUGGCCAAAUUAUCACUGGUGGACAUGAAUACCACUAAUGUUAACAACAAGAUAAUUGGUUACGAGUGUAUGAUAAGAGGGGCCAGUUUGUUCGUAUUAUACCAGUUCGGUGUGUAUGGCGUUCAAGUGAAGGGGGUGGCCUACUUGAGUGUACUGGUGGUGCUGUUGAUGGGCUGGGAAGUGGUCAGCUACUUAUUCCUCGAGAUCUACAUUGUAUUCUUGAUCGCAGAUAUCAUACUCAUAGUCCUUAUCAUGGAUUUGAUAGUAUUGGUGGUCUUACGCGUGAAACCCACAGUCGGUGCCAAUGAAGAGGUUGACGACACUUCAGAUACGGAUCCUUUGGAUCUCACGGAUAAGUCCUAUGACUUAACUGUCAUUUAAAUGUGAUUUUUAUACAAACGACAAAUCAAUAUACAGUACUGUAUGUGCCAAAAGUAUAUCGACC